ACCUUCAACCAUCCACCUUCUGUACAUAAACAUCGUGCAAAAUGAGGGUUGAGACGUGUCAUUUCUGCGUAAGUGACGGGGUCGCAAGAGGUGAUUUUUUUUUUUUUUUUUUGGCGGCAUUGCUAACGGAGGAAUUGUUGUAUAACAGUCACGGCCGACCUACCCUAGCAAGGGUAUUACAUUCGUCCGGUACGUCGCUUCUGCUGAGAUUGUCUUUUGAAAUAAAGAAGCAGGGAUUGAGGACAAAUCUAACGGUAACAGGAACGACUCCCGUCAGUUUCGAUUCUGCCGUUCGAAAUGCCAUAAGAACUUUAAGAUGAAGCGCCAGCCUCGCAAGCUCAAGUGGACCAAGACUCACCGUGCCACUCGCGGCAAGGAAAUGAUUGUCGACUCGUCGCUUGUCCUGUCGCAGUUUGCCAAGAAGAGAAACGCUCCCGUCAAGUACGACCGCAACCUCGUCAACGCUACCGUCAAGGCUAUGGAGAGAGUCGAGGAGAUCCGCCAACGCAGAGAGCACCAGUUCACCAAGAGACGUCUGGCAGGCAAACUGGCUCGCGACCGCAAGCGCGAGGAAGACCGCAAGGUGGUGGCCGAGGGCGAGCACCUCAUUCGCAAGGAGCUCCGGGAGAGAGAAGAGGGCCAGCCUCUGGCCGCCGAAUCGACCAAGACGUCCAGAUUGCAUGGCGAGGAGAGACUCAGGCAGCAGAAGAAGACCAGAUUAUUGGUGGAUGGUACUACCCAGGAGGAGAUGGAUGUCGAUUAAAGGGUCACUUUCCGUUGAGC
Aspergillus ruber CBS 135680 is the source of this 783-nucleotide messenger RNA. RefSeq names its product ribosome biogenesis protein rlp24. The transcript has 2 exons. Lineage: Eukaryota; Fungi; Ascomycota; Eurotiomycetes; Eurotiales; Aspergillaceae. Gene Ontology annotation, cellular component: nucleolus. Gene Ontology annotation, biological process: ribosomal large subunit biogenesis. The record is from RefSeq and is a predicted model, not a curated record. Bases 317 to 763 code for a protein of 148 amino acids.